This is a messenger RNA of Colossoma macropomum (tambaqui), 1803 nucleotides long. RefSeq names its product L-seryl-tRNA(Sec) kinase-like. The record is from RefSeq and is a predicted model, not a curated record. NCBI's taxonomy places the organism in Eukaryota, Metazoa, Chordata, Actinopteri, Characiformes, Serrasalmidae. Gene Ontology annotation, molecular function: tRNA binding; kinase activity.
UGCAACCAGGACAGUUGCAGUGCUAGGAAGGAGGGAGAGUAAACUGGAUUUUCGCGUACAAGUUAGUCGUUAUGUUUAAACGAUCAUAUAAACGACAUUGAUUUACAAAUUAUAGCGAUACCUGUAAGGUUAAAGGAUCACAUUACGUAACAUUAUUUACAUAACAGGUGUCAUAUUUGUAGCAGCCUCAUAAACGGGCGCUACACCGUGUUACUGUUACAGAGAGCAUUUGCACUGCUGAGUCUACAUCCAGUGGGAAUUUCGAGUAUUUAUAAUUAUUAAAGGGUUAAAAUGGGGGCAUUUUAACAGUAAUGAUAUUAAAUACAGACAAGGUCAGUAUUUGCUGUGGCGAAGCUGUCAUUUGCGGUCCUUUAGCCUUGUUAUGACUACCUUGUAGUUUGUCGUUUAACCCAGGUGAUAGUUACCUCUCUGGGAAUAAUACUCUAUAAGCUACUCUGGACUGGUCUUCAUGCUCAGUGGGACUGGACAGUGUCCUAAUGAUCCCACCAUGCCUGCUACAGUCUGCUUGUGUGUGCUGUGCGGGUUACCUGCCUCUGGUAAAUCCAGCCUUGUCCAGGCAGCUUCUGCUCAGAUCAGUAAACAGGGCUGGGGGACUUUUAUCAUAUCAUACGACCACCUCAUAGCAGAAGAGGCCUUCGAUUUCAGCUCGGGGGACAGCCUGUCAAAGGGGCAAACCAGAUGGAAGCAGCACAGGCAGGCCGUGCUGACUUGCCUGGAGAGUUUCCUGCAGGAUCCUCAGGCACCCAGCCCCUGUCGGACUGAGGGAAACGUGUGGGAGUGCUUCAGCCAGGCAGUAGAGCAGCAGCAAAUCUUACCUGCCCUGCGCAGAUCAUCAUCUCAACCUCCACGAAUUGCAGUGCUGCUUGAUGACAAUUUCUACUACCAGAGCAUGAGAUAUGAAGUGUAUCAACUCGCCAGAAAGUAUUCCACAGGUUUCUGCCAGCUGUACCUGCAUUGUCCGUUGGAAGUGUGUCUCUCUAGAAACCAGGACAGAGGGCAGCCAGUGCCGGAUGAGAUCAUUGUAGAGAUGUCCAAACGCAUCGAGCCUCCAAACGCACAGAAAAACCAGUGGGAGCAAAGCAGUCUGACUCUGAUAAGCACUGACAUCACAGACACGGACAUCCAAAAGCUGCUCCAGUUGAUGUCCUCAGCACUGGAGAACCCCUUGAGUCCAUUUCAAGAUGACUCAGAGCAGAGGGCAGCAGACAGAGAGCAUUGUGCCUCCAGUGUGGUGCACCAGGCAGACCAGGCUUGCCGGCGGUUGGUGUCUCAGGCCAUGCUGACAGCCAGAGAGAGUAAAGCGUCCUCUGAGGUUCUGAGGGUCCUGGCGAAGGAUCUGAGUGAGCAGAAGGGUCAUUUCCUGCAGGAGCUGAGAAGACACGUCCUUCACGAGCUGCCUGUGUCCGAAGGGGAGACAGUGGACGUGGAGCGAGUGGUCAGCAGAGCGCUCACCGUGUUUCAGCAGCAGAGGGACGACGUGCUGGAGAGACACGGCAUUGGCACGGGAGCCACAACAGCAUAAGAGAGCAGUUUAAUUUAAGAGGCUUUGUUUUUAUUACACUAAUUUAAACAAGUGUACUUAGUUUCCCCUCUUACCCCAGUGUGGUCUAUCAGCCAGGACAGUGUGUCUGCACUGGUGCUACAAGGCUAAUGUGAAUAAUAUGUAAUGGAAGCUUGUAACCCACUAAUUAGCAUUGUGCUAACAGCAUGCAUGAAUCAGCACACACUGGCCUCAAACCGUGUGGAGUUAAGUAAUCAGAAAUAAACUUUGUGGUUUCUGAC